AUGAAUUCUCUCGGUGACUGUUCGGUGUGCUUGAAACCUGUCCCAUCUGAUGGUAAAUUCAUGACGUGCGGUGCCUGCAAGAGUCUUUACCACUUGGGGUCUUGUGCCGGAAUAAAAGAAUCAACCUUCGGCGCGAUGGGCCAAGAAAGAAGAGAGAAAUGGCGCUGCCGGUCUUGCCGCUCUGCCGACUCCAGUUCGACGCAGGGAAGUGUGUCUGAGGAACCUCAAGGCAUCUGUGCAUCCGAGGAACUUCUCAGCGCGGUCAAUACCAAGUUGGACUUAUUGGUCUCUCUCAAGGCGAACGUCGACACUCUCCUCACACUUCCUUCCAAGGUCGAUGAGCUGCUAACUUUGAAGCCGGCAGUUCAAUGCCUGCAAGAAACAGUCAAGACACUUCAACAAUCUAUUGGCGACCUUACAUUGAAGUAUGACUCGGUGCUUGCUAAGGCAACCGAAAACGAAAAGAACACCGAAGCACUCCAGGUCCGGUUGGCUGAGGUGUGCAGUGUUGCGGACGAACAAUCGCGUACUAUCCAGCGACUGCAGGGAGACUUGAACCACUUGGAGCAGCGGAGUCGGUCGACAAACCUGGAAAUCCACGGACUGCCAUGCCACAAGGAUGAAAAUUUGGAACGAAUCAUCGCCGAUCUUGGAGACAAAUUAGAUUUGCCUCCACUCCAAGCAGGAGACGUCCUUGCCAUCCACCGUCUUGCAACGAAGCCCGGCCCUGCGCCCCCAGUUUUGAUAAGGUUUGCGUCUGUGAAGGUGUACGAUGAAUGGAUGAGCCGUCGCGUACGAUUGAGCUCACUUUAUAAUUCAGGUAAACUGCCGAAGGUUUACUUUAACGAAAACCUGACUCGAGCAAACAGAGAAUUAUUCUGGAUGGCCAGGUCAAAAGCCAAGGAGGUGCUAUUUAAAUAUGUCUGGGUAAAGGGAGGGAAAAUUUUUGCGAAAAAAGAACAAGGCUCAGCGCUAGUCAGGGUAAACACAAUCAACGACCUUGAGAAUAUAAGCUAA
This is a messenger RNA of Ixodes scapularis (black-legged tick), 1017 nucleotides long. RefSeq lists its product as uncharacterized. The record is from RefSeq and is a predicted model, not a curated record. NCBI's taxonomy places the organism in Eukaryota, Metazoa, Arthropoda, Arachnida, Ixodida, Ixodidae. The transcript has a single exon. The coding region runs from base 1 to 1017 and encodes 338 amino acids.